AUGAAUGAACUCCUGUUAAGAGAGGAGUAUGGCGUGCUCAAAUCACGGUGUGAUGACCUGUCCAAGCAGUUCGGCACUUUGACGGAAGACCUUCAGGAACUGCAACAAUACAGCAGAAUAGACAAUCUAGAGAUCGUCGGAGUCCCCCUGACUAAGGACGAGGAUGUCUACGUAGUGCUGCAAGCAGUCGCCAACGCUAUAAAGACGCCCUGGAGGCGUGAUGACAUCUCUAUCGCGCACCGAGUACCUUCGAGUCGCCAGCGCUUCCCCAACAUCAUCGUGCGCUUCAUCAGACGGACUGCCAAGCAUGCAUGGAUCAGCUCAGCCAAAGAUCUUCCAGAGAACCUGACAGCCUUCAUGGUCCACCGAAGCUUCCCCAACUCACCUGUCUUCAUAAACGAACACCUGUCAGCUCACAGUAAGGCAACAUUAAACCACGCCAAGACAUUAGUCAAAGAGAAACGUUUAGCAUUUGCAUGGGUGAAGGAAGGUAAAAUACUUGUGAGGAAGACACCUAACGAGAGACCGAAGCGAGUGAGGAGCGUCAAGGACGUGGAGGCGGCAGCGGGGGCGGCGGUUCAGCAGAAGCAGACCAACGACGAGGACAAUGGUGAAGAAACAGCCGAAACAACGGACAGGUGUGAAGAUCGCAGUGGCCAGGAUGUGUAA
Molecule: messenger RNA, 669 nt
Organism: Macrosteles quadrilineatus (aster leafhopper)
Lineage: Eukaryota; Metazoa; Arthropoda; Insecta; Hemiptera; Cicadellidae
Exons: 1
Coding region: 1-669 (222 amino acids)
Source: RefSeq, a predicted model, not a curated record